AGAAAUUAGAAAGAACAUCAUAAGAUACAUGAUGUAAAACACAAAUAAAAAAUAAAAUAUCAUGAUUUACAUCAUAUCUAAUAAACUGAUUUUGCUAAUUGACAUAAGCACUAUAUAGAAAAGAUUAUAACCAUAACCCUCCAAAUUCCAAUCAGUGAAAUUUGCUGCGAUUACAAGGGAAUUAUCUCUCUCUAUAUACUACAGAUUACAAAUUAGAGAUCAUACAUUUCAUACUUCGAAUCUCAUUCCAGUUUUGUUUUCUAUUUAAAAGUUGGACUUCGAAUUAUUUGUAUUUGCAGCAUCAAUUCGAGUUACUUUUCGAGGAAAGAAAUUGAAGGAUUUUUUUUGGCGAUUCCAAAAAAUUGAAGGCAAACGCCAUGGAUCCUCAUCAUCAAUAUGGUGGAGGAAGCUGGAGUAUGAUCCCCAACAUUCCUACGCAUUCCAACUUAUCUACAUCCUCCACUCAAGAUCCUCUCUUUCUCUCUUCUCAACCCCAGCAACAGCAACAGUUUCAUAUACAACAACAAUCGCAACAAUUUGGCCUUCAUAAUCAUCAACAACAGCAAUUUCAGUCACCACAACACCAACAGUAUAUCCAACAAUCACCCCAACAACAACAACAACAAUUUGUUCAGCCUUCUCCCCAACAACAACAACAACAACAUCUACAACAACCGUUUGUUCAUCCCUCGCCACAGCAACAGCAGCAGCAACAACAGUUUGUUCAUCCUUCUCCGCAACAACAACAACAACAGUUUGUUCAUCCUUCACCGCAACAACAGUUUGUUCAUGCAUCACCCCAACAACACCAGCAAUUUGUGCAACAAUCACCUCAACAACAGCAGCAGCAGCAACCGCAGCAAUUUCAGCCGCAAACCCAGAGGUUUCAGCAGCAAUUUGUGCAGCAAUCGCCUCAACAACAGCAACAGUUUCAGCAACCUUCUCAAGUUCAACAGCAGUCAUCUCAACAACAACAACAGCAACCGCAACAAUUAGUGCAGCUAUCCCCACAACAAUUAGUGCAGCAAUCCCCACAACAAUUAGUGCAGCAGUCCCCGCAACAGUCACAGCAACAGCAAUUGCAAUCACCAACACAGCAGCAGCAGCAUCAGUCGCUUGCUUCUCACUUCCACCUCGUAAAUUUGGUGGAAAAUCUAGCUGAUGCAAUUGAGAACGGGACCCGGGAUCAGCAUGCUGAGGCUUUGAUUGGUGAGCUGAAUAGCCGCUUUGAGAAGUGCCAACAGCUUUUGAACUCUAUUGCAGGAAAAAUAAAUUCAAAAGCCAUGACUGUAGAAGGGCAAAAGCACAAGCUGGAAGAAAGCGAGCGAUUGCUUAAUGAAAGGAGGGAUUUGAUUUCCAGUUAUAAAAACUCUGUGGAAGAGUUGAUUCAGUCAAAGCCUUGAUACGUGCUCAAACUCCAAAUCUGGCAUCGGAUUCUAUUGGUGCUCUUAUGUGCAAUAAAUCAUCGUCAACCAGGGGUGCUUCCAAGCUCAGAAAAUAAAUCCCCACAAUCUCUGAAUGUUGCUAGCGGAGCUUGAAACGUUGGUUCAUAAUUGCAGAAGCCCUCGAUCUUGGAAUUUUUUGCCUUAUUGAAUCCCUUAGACCCUUACAAAAUACAGCCUAAGCGUUUGAUCUGAUGAAUUGUGGUGUUUGUAAAGAUUCACUGUAUUAGGUCGACACUUUCCCUGAACUGAGGCAGCUUCUUGUUCCAGUUCUGUUCCUUUCAAGUUUCAAUAUUCUUGUUCUGUAGAUUAGAUAAAUUUAGCUGCAGUACAUUCAUAAUUGCUUGGACCUAAUGUUCUUGGUAUUCUUGCAAACAAUAUUUAUAUAAUCCACUGAAGUUCCGUCUCAAA
Messenger RNA from Beta vulgaris subsp. vulgaris (sugar beet), 1853 nucleotides. Its product is annotated as mediator of RNA polymerase II transcription subunit 9. Gene Ontology annotation, cellular component: mediator complex. The transcript has 7 exons. Lineage: Eukaryota; Viridiplantae; Streptophyta; Magnoliopsida; Caryophyllales; Amaranthaceae. The record is from RefSeq and is a predicted model, not a curated record. Bases 378 to 1403 code for a protein of 341 amino acids.